AUGUGUAAACCCCGAGUGGCUAAUGCGGCCAAACCCGAGGUCACUGAUCAUAUGAAGCCCAUAACUGAUUUAGUGUCAAACGAGAAGAAUAUUCUGGUUAGUUGUGACGAUAGCGGGAAGAUAUGGGUUUGGGAUUAUAUCGAUUCUCGUUUGCAGCAAACUGUUAGCUUUGAAGGCUAUAACGGAUUUUCGUGCAAUUGUUUGGCAUUUUACAAGAAGUACGUGUUGGCCGGCUAUGGUUCCGGUCAUCUAAGAGUGUUUGACAUAAACAGUAAACUAUUAAUAAGUGAGAUAUCAGGCCAUUCCAAAUGGGUUACAGCCAUCGAUGUGGCACCAGAUACGGAUCGGGUGAGCCAUGAAUUUAGCCAAAACAUAGCAAACCAUAUGUUGUUUGGCGGAGUAUUUCUCGAUAAAUCCGGAAAUUCGUUUUGUGUCUCAGGAUAUGAUUCAUUGGAAUUGCAUUAUUUUUCCCAAUAAAUCACAUUUUGUUUAUUUAUUUAUUUAAAACAUUUUUAUAACAUUUCUUUUACCGAUAAUAAAUUUUUCUGUUAUUUAAUCACAGAUUUUAAUCACAAUUCUUUAGCAAUUACUACACAAUAAAUAUAAUUUCUAUAUUUAGGCUUUUUUACAACUCGUCCU
Medioppia subpectinata is the source of this 639-nucleotide messenger RNA. NCBI's taxonomy places the organism in Eukaryota, Metazoa, Arthropoda, Arachnida, Sarcoptiformes, Oppiidae. The record is from the annotation of a GenBank genome assembly.